ACGGCAAAUCGCCAGACCGGCUACGUCGGCAGGAGUUGCCGGAACUCACGUGGUAAGUUCAGGUCCCGUCCCGGCUUCGCGCGAGCCACCGCGUUCCACGAUGACAGGCGUGGCACAGUCUGGUGGCCGUUAGGCAUGUGCUGUUAGGCAUGCGCGACAGACUUUUGGAGCAACUAAGAACCCAAACUGAAAACCUACGACUUCUCACCGGUUUGCGCUCUCGCCGAGGCUUGUGCUGCUCACGGACCUUCGUUCCUUUUCUCCCCACUCCGAAAGUUGGAGCAUCAGCUUACUGUUGGCAGGUCCCUGGGCAAACAGUGUGGGAGAUGGGACGGACGUCAAAGGACAAGCGAGAUGUCUACUACCGCCUAGCCAAGGAGAAUGGCUGGCGUGCCCGCAGUGCCUUCAAGCUGCUACAACUUGACGAGGAAUUCCAACUCUUCCAAGGUGUGACGCGGGCAGUUGACCUGUGUGCGGCCCCAGGCAGCUGGAGCCAGGUGCUGAGCCAGAAGAUUGGGGGCCAAGGGUCUGGCCACGUGGUGGCUGUGGACCUUCAGGCUAUGGCUCCACUACCAGGUGUGUUACAGAUCCAGGGGGAUAUCACCCAGCUGUCCACUGCCAAGGAGAUCAUCCAGCACUUUGAAGGCUGCCCCGCGGACCUAGUGGUGUGUGACGGGGCUCCUGAUGUAACCGGCCUCCACGAUGUUGAUGAGUAUAUGCAGGCCCAGCUCCUCCUAGCUGCUCUGAACAUUGCUACACACGUCUUGAAGCCAGGGGGCUGCUUUGUAGCUAAGAUCUUCCGAGGCCGGGAUGUGACGCUGAUCUAUAGCCAGCUGCGUGUCUUCUUCUCCAGCGUGCUCUGUGCCAAGCCCAGAAGCAGCCGGAACUCCAGCAUUGAGGCCUUUGCUGUCUGUAAGGGUUACGACCCCCCUGAGGGCUUCCUGCCGGACCUGACCAAACCCCUGCUGGACCACUCUUACGAUCCAGAUUUCAACCAGUUGGAUGGCCCCACCCGCAUCAUUGUGCCAUUUGUGACCUGUGGGGACCUGAGCGCCUAUGAUUCAGACCGCAGUUACCCACUGGACCUAGAGGAUGGCUCAGAAUACAAGUACACUCCACCCACGCAGCCCCCCAUCUCACCACCCUACCAGGAGGCCUGCGCAUUGAAGAAGAAGGGGCAGCUGGCCAAGGAGAUCUGCCCCCAGGACUGCCCCAUGAGCACAGUGGACAUGUUGCCCCAGUCCCUGGCCACCCCACAGCGCUACACCCUGCAGACGUCUGAGGUGGAAGACAGUGGAGUGAAUUGCUCGUCUUAACACGUUAAGACCCAAAAGUAUAUAUUUGGGAUCCAGGGAUUGCUGGAUUAUAUGGUAAGUUUUGUUUAAAUUUUUGAGGAACCACCAUACUGUUUCACUUGGUAUCCAUAAUAAUCCUGUGUAUUUGAGAGAGUGUGUGUGUGUAUAUGCACACACAUGCUUUUAAAAACAUUCUAUGAAGGAGUUCACAGACUUGGUCAGAUCAGAUGCCAUGGGAUUCCCUAGAAUAAAGUGUUUUUGGGGGGGGGGCGGAGGGGGGGGCUGUGUCACAUGGUUUAUGGGGAUCUCAGCUCCUCAAUCAGGGAUUGAACCUGCACCAUAGCAGUGAAAGCCCAGAAUCCUAACCACUAGGCCACCAGGGAACUCCCCAGAACAAAUUUUCCUUUUUUAUGUUAAGAACCCCUUUCUUAAAGGAAUGUCAUAAAGUUUGUCAUGAGUGCAGUCCUGAAUUUACAUUUUAGCAAACAGGAGCUGAUAGCUACGUCGGCAGGUCUGGUUUCUGCAGCUCACUCACAUAUCUUUAGAAAAUCACCAUUCUCUGUCCACACCCCCAUCCACUGAGCUCAGGACUACUGACAUCCCAGUCUGUAACCCCAGAUGUUUGUACAUGACUUUGUGAACCUGGGAGUGUCCAUACCACUUCUAACCCCAGGGAGCCCACACCACAGCUUGUUAAUGCAGGAGUCUUCUCAUUCACGUCAGUAUGACCACAGGAAUGUCCACACCCAAGUCUGUGUGACUUCAGGGAUGUAAAACAGAAGUAUCCACACAAAAGGUGGUGUGACAUAAGAGUAUCCACCCCUAUCACCAUGUAUAUUCAGGCAGCAUCCACAUACAAAUCAGCAAGGGCCGGGGAGUAUGGACAGUCCCAUUUGUAUAAUCCCAGGAGUGUCCAUGUCUCCAUUUCAAGGAGCAAAAACACAACAGCCUUUGGGAACUUGUGAACAUACUCACCUCAGGCUGUGUCCCUAGUUAUGUCCAUCCCAUCUAUAUUACAUCAGAAGUAUACACCAAAAGUCUCUCUGAUGGGAGCAGGGUCUAAUCCCCAGUCUGUGCAAGCCAGCAGUGUCCACACCCCCAAGUGUACAGCCUAGAAGGGGCCCAUCUGGCCUAGGCCUGGUCUCUGACAUCUCCAGAGUGCCCACUCUCCACCUGUCUGGCCCUAGUCUUGUGACUUCAGGAGUGCCCACACCCCUCUGUGUGACCCCAGAAUUUUCCACACUAAAGUCAGUUUGUCCGCAGAGGUACAUACACCCCAGACUGUGUCCCCAGUGGAGUACUUAACAUUAGUCUGAGUGACUCCUAGAGUGUUUCCACCCCAGUCUGUGAUGACAGAAAUGUUUAUUCUCCAGUCUUUGUGAUCCCAGGCUUUCCACAACACAACCUGUGUUACCACCAAAGUGUACACAUUCUGGUCAGUUUGAUCUCAGAUUUGUCAACUGCCUAGACUGUGUAACAACAAUGGGUGCCCAUUCCCCUGUUACUGUAACCCCAGGGGUUACCACACCUCGGUCAUUGUCAUCCCCAAAAGUGUCUACAGUGUAGUCCAUGUCACCACAGGAGGGUAUACACUUCAGUCCGUGUGUCACCUGGAGUAUUCAAAACACAGUCUGUGUCCCCAGAAGUGUGCAUAUCCUAAAGCUUCUGACCACAGAAUUGUGAAAACUCUAUAGUGUUUUACAACAGGGGUGUCCACUGCCAAGUAUGUCAGCAGCAGUGCCCAUGUUUCAAUCUGAUGACUUUACCAAUGGCUAUAUUUCUGCCUUUGUCACCCCCUGUGUGUGAUGCCAGGACUCUCCAGACCCCAAUAAAAUGGAGCAGGACCAUAUGUCCCUUGCCACCGCCCCCCUCCAGUCACCAAGUCCUCUGCCUGCUUUUUGCCUGUGGAAAACUACAGUCAAAAAAUUUAAUCAGAGAAGUGAGAAAUACUGAAACAAAGGAAAACAGGAGACUAAAGAAUAAUAAUGUAGUCAUUAAGCAUAGUCAAGGACCUUUAGUUCUUUCUCAAGGGCUAUAGAUAAUAUUCGCCAUAUCCUGUGAGCUGUCUUAUAGAUACCAAAACCCCAGAUGGAGAAGUUAACUACGUGAUGACCAGACUGACUAUACCCAGAACAUGAGCUGCCACAAUUCUGAGAAUUGACUGCAAAGAAAUGGGAACAAUUUCACCCUGAAAGUAUAGAUUAACUAUACCUGAAACAACCAAGGUGAUGCUAGUCAGGACACUGAUGACCAAUUGAAGAUGACUACUGUUUCUACUUGUAACUGCCUCCCACUCUGUCUAUAAAAGCUCUCCCUUUUAUCUUCCAUCCCCUGCUUGUCAGGGGGUGGAAGUCUGCCUUUGGACAGAUGUCUGCUACCCUCCCCCCCCACCUCAUUUGUUGGCAUCUGAAAUAAAACAUACUUUCCACCAA
Messenger RNA from Cervus elaphus (red deer), 3727 nucleotides. RefSeq names its product FtsJ RNA 2'-O-methyltransferase 1 (gene FTSJ1). The record is from RefSeq and is a predicted model, not a curated record. Gene Ontology annotation, biological process: cytoplasmic translation; tRNA methylation. Gene Ontology annotation, molecular function: tRNA methyltransferase activity. Lineage: Eukaryota; Metazoa; Chordata; Mammalia; Artiodactyla; Cervidae. Gene Ontology annotation, cellular component: cytoplasm. The transcript has 13 exons. The coding region runs from base 150 to 1316 and encodes 388 amino acids.